Penicillium brevicompactum is the source of this 414-nucleotide messenger RNA. RefSeq names its product 40S ribosomal eS28 domain-containing protein. Lineage: Eukaryota; Fungi; Ascomycota; Eurotiomycetes; Eurotiales; Aspergillaceae. The record is from RefSeq and is a predicted model, not a curated record. Gene Ontology annotation, molecular function: structural constituent of ribosome. The transcript is spliced from 3 exons. Gene Ontology annotation, biological process: ribosomal small subunit assembly; maturation of SSU-rRNA; translation. Gene Ontology annotation, cellular component: cytosolic small ribosomal subunit; ribosome.
CUGAGCCCUCGCGUAAUUUGCACGAACCCACAACAGGGCAAAUUCAACCUCCGACACAUUCUAACCUCCCCGACCAACCAAUUCCAACCCUCGAGCUCAACGCCCUCUCCUUCCUUCAAGAUGGACUCCAGCAAGCAGCCCGUUAAGCUCGUCAAGGUGACCCGUGUCCUCGGCCGCACCGGAUCCCGUGGUGGUGUCACCCAGGUCCGCGUCGAGUUCAUGGACGACACCUCCCGUUCCAUCAUCCGUAACGUCAAGGGCCCAGUCCGCGUUGACGACAUCCUCUGCCUGCUCGAGUCCGAGCGCGAGGCCCGCCGUCUCCGUUAAAAAUCCACCAAAACGAAAUUUCGCUCGCGUCGUCUAUUUUGUCUCUCGUCUUCUCUCGCAUAUCCCUCACGACCGGUUGCUUAUGAU